Budorcas taxicolor (takin) is the source of this 771-nucleotide messenger RNA. Its product is annotated as translation initiation factor IF-2-like. The record is from RefSeq and is a predicted model, not a curated record. The transcript has 2 exons. Bases 1 to 771 code for a protein of 256 amino acids. Lineage: Eukaryota; Metazoa; Chordata; Mammalia; Artiodactyla; Bovidae.
AUGCGCGAGCCACCAGCUCGGCCCCGCCGCGCCCGCCCGGCUGUACCCCUGAUCCCCGCGGCGCCCCCCGUCCGCAGCGCCGCCCGAUCGCACCCCCCGCGCCCGCCCCGGCGCCCCCAGGCUGCGGCCGCUCUGGGGAAGGGUUGGGCAGCCCGGACCCCGGUUUACCUGGCCCGAGCUCCGGGCCGUGCAAGUGCACGGCCGCCGCCGCUGUGUCCCCAAGAUGCUGCCGAGCCCGGGAAGCUGGAUAGCGGCGGGCGCGCCCCGAACGCGGCGUACGGCACGCAGGGCCGCUCCUGCCCGGCCCACGCAGCGGGGCCCGCGGGCGCACCCCGCACCGGCCUGCGGCUGGACGCCCGCGCCCCGCCCCGCCCUGGCCUCGCCAGCGCCCCUCGCCGGGCGAGAGCGCGCGGCGGGAAGACCAGGAGGAGGACAAAGAUGCGUGCCCGCCCAGCCCCCUCCCCGAGCCCUCGCCCCGACUCUGGGCGGACUUGUGGGGGGCGCACCUGGGGCCCAGGUCCUGCGGGGCUGGCCUCGGGUCCCUGGAGAGCACAGAUUCCCCAGCGCGCCCGGCACCUGCAGAAUGAGGAGACGCCGGGGUCUGGUCCUCCGGCGGGUGGAACAGGUGACAGCGAGGUGCCCCUGCGCCCGCACCUGCCCCGGGCGCCACGCUGCCCCCUGGCGGGCUCCCGAGCGCAUGUGAUGGAAGGUCCUGCCCACCGCGCCCUGUUCGGCCCUGCGCAGAAGUCGCGGGGAGAUCGCGGCCUCUGA